AUGGCAAAGUUUAUUUCAAAUUCUCAUUCAUUUUUGUAUUUAGAUCAAUCAAAACGACGAAUGGUUGGAUUAACUAAAUGGAUUGCGCAGAAACAACAUGAACAAUUAAGCAGUAAAUCAAACGAAGUGGAAUUAGCUCAUCUUUAUUAUUUACCAAAAGCUCAUAAACCUGGCACUCCACUUUGUCCAAUUAUUUCUGAUCUCAAGCAUUCAACUAUAAAAAUAUCAAAGUUUCUUGAUGAAUUACUUCGACCACUAUUUAAUAAAAUGGCAUCAAAUACAAGUGUUACUUCUGGAACUGAAUUUAUUGAACAGUUACAUCAAUGA
Messenger RNA from Rotaria sp. Silwood1, 327 nucleotides. Lineage: Eukaryota; Metazoa; Rotifera; Eurotatoria; Philodinida; Philodinidae. The record is from the annotation of a GenBank genome assembly.